Molecule: messenger RNA, 1683 nt
Organism: Anguilla anguilla (European eel)
Lineage: Eukaryota; Metazoa; Chordata; Actinopteri; Anguilliformes; Anguillidae
Gene: asip1
Product: agouti signaling protein 1
Exons: 4
Coding region: 185-565 (126 amino acids)
Biological process (GO): hormone-mediated signaling pathway; positive regulation of melanin biosynthetic process; melanosome organization
Cellular component (GO): extracellular region
Molecular function (GO): neuropeptide hormone activity; melanocortin receptor binding
Source: RefSeq, a predicted model, not a curated record
AUGAGCCGCUUGGCUUUCUCGAAGUUUCACAACCGUGUGAUUUCCGCGAUAUUUCGCUGGGAUUUAUCAGACACUGUAGCCGCAGGACCUGAGACCCGAAGCGAAGGGACGUCGCUGCGUGAGCCGCUCACUCCCAGGGACCAGGCCUCAGACAGACAGAGCUGGCCAAGAGGAGGACUUUGAUAUGACUGCCAAGUGUUUGCUUUGCUGCUUGGCUCUGAGCUCUGCUAGUUUUCUUGUGGUCUACGCACACAUGCUAAUUGAAGAGAAGAGCGCCAUAAAUGCGUCUUCCAGCAGUCUACAAGCGAACGCUCACUCCGACGCUCCGCCUGUCCUGAUCGUAGAGUUGCCGAAAACAGUGCGGAGGAAUAAAAAAGAUGAGAAAAAACAAAGGAAGAACAAGUUCGGCGGCAGGAGCAAGCGACCCCCACCGCCGGCUAACUGCGUCCCUCUUUGGGGAAGUUGCAAACCGCCCAACAAUGCCUGCUGCGAGUACUGCGCUUUCUGCCAGUGCCGUCUUUUUAAAACCGUGUGCUACUGUCGCAUGGGAAACCCGCGGUGCUGAGGACCUCAGGAAACAUUCGUUUGUUUUUUUUUUUUUUGUAUCUAAGGGUAAAAUCGAUCAGACUUCAUCAUACGUAUUUUAACCUCCCUCAAGUGUUUUAUAACAAUUUUUAGAGGUGAUCGAAUUUUUUUUUCAGAAAAUGCACGUGGCCUGCAAUUUUUUUUAUUUAUUAUUAUUACAUUUUUUUUCGCAAAGGACUAGAAUAGGCCACAGAGCAUUGCUUUUCAGAGCAUUUAAUAUAACCUACGGAUUGUAGGCUACGUUAUGGGUAGGCCUUAUUAUUUUAUGUGUGAACAGGUUUUAUAUAAAUCCUCCUGUAUAGAGCAUCCGUAUUGAUAGGCCUACCAUUUAUGACAAAAAGUAGAACUACAGUGAGCUCGUAUUGUUGGAGCAAAGAUAUUUUUUUUUCUUGAUUUGACUAUGUACUCGACAAUUUGAGAUUUAUAACUAAAAUAUUUACAUAUGAUUAUAGUGAACAUUCUCAGCAUUGUUUAAGAAUAUUUUUAUACACUUUUCACCAUGUGGAAAUAACAGCACUUAGGACACCAUAAUGUUUGGGACAUAUUAAUGUUAUGUAAAUGACGGGAGACAAGGUUAAUACUUUGUUGCUUUUCUUUUGCAUGCAAUGUCUGCUUGAAGUCUGUGACACGUAGACAUCACCAGGUGCGAGUGGAGUAUUUAGUCUGAUGAUGCUCUGCCAGGCCUGUACUGCCGCCAUCUUCAGCUCCUACUCGUUUUGGGGGCUAGUUGCCUUAAGUUUCCUCUUCAGUUGGAUUUAGACUGGAUGAACGAAUUGGCCCGUCAACAAUUUUCCUGUUUUUGGCUUUGAAAAAAAAACUUCUGAUGUAGUGGUAUGUGUGAGAUUGUUGUCCUGCUGUAGUGUGAAGCACCGGCAAAUUAGCUUGGAGGCAUUUUCGUUGAACUUUAGCAGAUGAGAUUAGUUCUGUGCAUUUCAGAAUUAGUUCUACUGCUGUCAGCAUUUACAUCAUUACUGAAGACAGUGAGGCAGUACCAGCGGUAGCCAUACACACCCAAACCAUAACAUCCCCACCACCAUGUUUCUCAGAUGAGGGGGGUGCUUUGAAACUUGGGCAAUUCCUUUUGGCCUCCACACUUUG